AAAGCCAGGGCUUCAACCUGCUCUCGACGCUUUGUUUUCAGCAUUUUUUUCUACUUAAAAAACUAACUUAAAUGGCUGUCCCUUCUGUCGUCUUUGUUGCUAAGGUUGUUGCUAAGGUGUUUCUUUGUGUUAUUCACAUUGUCAACUCUCAUUUUUUGGAUCAGAUUCAGCUCCAACAUAUAUGGAUGUAUUUGAGAAAUUUUCAUUUUGAUAAAGGAAAAAAAGGAGUCAAAUCCUGCUGCUAUAGUUUGUUUAUGUAGUCUACAGAGCCAGACAAAGCUUCCUGAAACUGACCAAUCAGAACAGAGCGAGCUCAUCAGGAGGAGGGCCUUAAAGAGACAGGAGCUAAAACAGCCUGUUUCAGACAGAGGCUGAACUGAGGCGCUGCAUAAAGGGCCAGUAUAAGAUAAAUAAGAGUUUUUAUCCAACCCAACUACCAGACGUACUCUGCGAGUUUGAGCUUAACGGCUCCGGUAGCCAGGUGUUCUUUGCAUGCUGGGAUGUGAAUGAACGAAUUUCACAGUUGCUAGCAGCUACCCAGAGAAUUAAUUGAGGUCCGACCUGGACUAGUGAAACGAAGAACAUUGUUUUUGGCCAGACGAACUUCUUCAGGACCUUCUUCCUGUGUUUAUGUUCUCAAUCCCACCCUAGACAAAUCUGACUUUUCGCUGUGUGAAAAGAAACCAAACCAACGGGAAAGCGCACCGCGUUUACCAACUCAUCCACUGAUUCCUAGUUACAAAAACCGUCACACACAGACCUUCGCCCCUUAUUACGGUCAUUAGUAAGAAGGUUUCAGGCACUAUUAAGGCCACAGUUUGCUUCAAACGAAGUGCUUGUCGGAUCAUCUGACAGCCUCUGAAUCAGGUCUGACAGUUUAGUAACUUUUCGAAACUGACAAUCACAGCCAAUUUGGCAGUGACUCUCAAGCUGUCUUUGUUCAUUCUUAACACAACUACUGCUGUCUCUUUUCAUGUAAACUGUGAAUGUCUUCUUGCUUUUUCACUGUUAUGUAUGAUUGAAGUCUCGCCCCUCUUUGUGACAACACUUUCACCUUUAGACGUGGUCAGACGACACUUUGUACGAACUACUUUGUUUCGAAUCUGACUUUCAAAUACGCUGUUAGACAAUUCAACAAGCACUUUGUUUGAAGCACUAAGGUCUUUACACUCUCCGAAAAUAUCAUCAUCGUAUAAUAGUCCUAUAGAGACUUACAGUGUCUCAUGUUACCCGGUAGUAAGUGUGCAGUGACCUUUCAGUGCAGUCUGGGGAAACGUGUGCGUAGGUCUGACUUCUAAUACUUCUAAUGGAGUUUUAUGAGGUUGAAACAGUAAAACGUCCCAUUUAUCCGUCCAUUUAUCAGGCUGUGAAAUUUAAGGAAGAUGGAGGGAGCCAGUGACUCAGUAAAAAGAGGAGCGCAGUAGGCAGAGCAUGAUAUGGGUCAAUAUGAGCUCCAUUAGGUAUAUACUGUAUAUACUUAUGAUGAAAGAGUUAUCCACAUAGCACCUAAUGUGUUAUGAGGAGUUCAACCAAGUAAACAUUGCUUCAUUUUAAGGAGCCACAAACCAAAAAGGAAGGAAACCUCUGAUGGGUAUUUGCCUUUUGUCUAAAUCUGCAACAUUUACAUCACAUUUAUGUCAAUUAAUGUGUAUUUGAGGGCACAAAAAACGUUUACUUUAAUCAGUGCUGAUACAGUCAGUGGUGAAAGAGGGUUCCAUGUUCCCUCGACUCUGAAUACUUUAUAUUCUGCUGGGUUUCAUCUAUAGCAAUGAAUCAUGUCAUUAAGAUGAAUAACAUAUGUGGUAAAUUUUAUAUUUGUAUUUAAUAUGAGGAUACGAUAUAGUAUUAUGUACAGUAUGUAAGUAUGGUCAUACACAUGUUCCACUUCUGAUGAUUUUUGAAUAACCUCCUAAUGGAUACUGUAUAGAAAAACAACUUGCAUUUAAUAGUGUAAUAGUAAUGUCAACAUAUGUGUAAUAACAUGUAUGUAUGUAGAUACAUAUCGGUACAUAUGGAGGGUAAAUAUUCUGUGUAUGGGUUCAUGGAGGUUGUCAAUCACAGCAGAAAUGAUUAGUCGAGUAACCGAUCAAAACAAAGGUAAUCAAUCAGUAUUUUCAAAUUAAAAAUACAAAUAAAUAACCAGUUUCAACUUCUCAAAUAUGAAUUUUUACUGGUUUUCUCAGUCAUCUAUGAGAGUAAAUGUAAUAUAUUUGGGCCUUAAACUGUUGGUUGAACGUUUUCUAACGUUUUUAUGAAAAUAAUCUUUUAUUACAGCUUUAGUAUGAAUUCUACAUGGUAUGUGUGGGGGCACUGUAUCUUGUUCAUGUUUGGCACAUGUAUGGGGAUUAUUUAAGAGGUCAUGGGACGUGUGUGUGUGUGUGUGUGUGUGUGUGUGUGUGUGUGUGUGUGUGUGUGUGUGUGAGUUUUCUGCCAGCAACCUCACUGACAAGACAGUAAAAGAGGGAAAGAAACUAAACUGAUUUCAGGAAAAGCAUUCUCUUGAGUAUUAAGUUGGACUUUUAAGUCACAUUUUUUCCACUUCUCUGAGCUCCGCGGUGCGUGCGUGCUCCAAGUCCACCGGGGUGACCGGGAGCAGCUGCCCGGGCCAUGUGCACCUGUGCAUGGCCACGCAAGUGGCAUCAGCCCUGGUGUCAGACGGUGAGAGGGAGUCGUUGAUGUUUCCCCAGACUGGGAGCACUGGUGCUUCUGCUGGAGCUGCACCAUCAGCAUGAAUAAUGUAGAUCCUGGAGGAGAUCCAAGCCCAAACACAGCUGCUGCAGAGGGUGAAACAAGGAGGGGAAGCGGGGAUAAAAGUCCGGGGUCCAUCUCAAAUGUGACCGUCAUGGAGACAGGGAUGCUCAGCGGGCAUAAAGUGAAAAACCUCGGCAGCAGCGGCGUCGGAGGUGCUCCUCCUCCUCCUCUUCCAUCAUCAUCAUCAUCAUCAUCAUCAUCUCUCCACACACCUCCGCUGUUCGGCCAGUUCAUCCAGCAGCACCAUCACCACCACCACAACAACAACUACACCAUAAACAACAACAACAACAAUAACCUCCAGCAGGGCCAGAGAGAGAGACAACAUCAUGGAGGGGAAGAAAACAUCCUCCAGGUGGGGAACAUCCAUCACCAACACCAGCUGAAUAAAAGUAAAGAGGAGGAAGAGGAGGAGGAGGAGGAGGAGGAGCAGGAGCGGAUGGAUGCCAGCCUGGGAUCAGUCACCAACACCACCAACAGCAACCCUCCUCCAUGUGGGACCAGCUCCGAGUUUAAUCAUUAUUAUGGGAAUGGAAGAAGAGGAGGGCCUUGCUUUGAUCAACAUGGCGGACAACAAAGCGCAGGGACUGGGGUAAAACCGGCGGCGCACUCGGUACACAGCACCAUGGAUCAGGUUCAAAACUCCCACGAAGGGUACAACAACAACAACAACAGCCCGUACAACCACUACCCGAACUACCGCCCUGGCUACGGGAGCAGCGGCUAUGGAGGCAUGAUGAGCCCGUCACGGCAGGGGAGUAACCUGCUGGGCCCGGCCGCUGCUAACAGCAGCAAAGCGGGCAUGAAUGCUGCUAGCACCCCGGCUGGAGGUGGAGGAGAUGGCGGCGGCAACAACGGAGGAUUUCAGCGGUUCCAGCAGCAGCAGCAGCACCCGUCGGGAGCUACACCGACUUUAAAUCAACUAUUAACGUCUCCGAGCCCGAUGAUGCGGGGUUACGGAGGUGGAUAUCCAGAUUAUAAUAAUCCUUCUGCCCCGCAACAGCCGAGCAUCGGUCCGGCUAAAGACACGGGCUCCCCGUACGGCUCGGCGGCUCACGGCUGGGGAGGACAACACAGAAACCACCCCGCCAUGAGCCCGGGGAACAACGGGCAGGGCAGCGGCAGGUCUCAGGUGCCGCCUAUGGACCCAAUGACGAUGAAGCGCUCUCAGCUCUACGGCAUGAGCAACAACCCGUACUCCCAGCAGCAGGGGGCGCCGUACCCCGGCCAGCCCUACGGCUCCCCCUCCCCACACAGAUACCCGAUGGGCAUGCCGGGCAGAGGGCAGAUGGGGAUGGGAGGGAUGCAGUACCCUCAGCAGCAGAUGGGUUCUCAGUACACUCAGCAGCAGAACGUGGGCGGUUACUGUCAGCCGGGUCAGCCGCCAUAUUUCAGCCCCCCGCAGCAGCAGCCGGCGGCGCCCAGCCAGCCGCCGUACAUGCAGCCCCGCCCACUGCCGCAGCAGGAGGUGCCACAGGAGGCGUACGGGGGGCGGGGCCAAUCCGCUGCAAUGACUCCUGGGAAACCGAACCACGAGGAGAUGAGUCUGAGCCAGCAGGAGAGGCCGUCCAGCCUGCCGGAUCUUUCCGGCUCUAUCGAUGACUUGCCGACCGGCACCGAGGCGGCAGUGAGUUCAGGAGCGUUGGGUUCUGCCGGCGCUCAGGGCGACCAGGGAACCCCGACCCGCUCUCCCUUCUCCCCUCAUGUCUCCCCCCGACUGCCCCCGCCCGCCAGAACCGGACCCUCCCCCUCCCCCUCGCCAUCACCCGCCGGGUCGCGAUCCGGACCGCUCUCCCCUGCUGCCAGCGGACCAGGCUCUCAGCUGACCCCUCAGGUCUCUGGUCCAGGAUCAGAUGUUGGUCCUCAUUCUUCCCAGUCUGCCAUGACUCAGGACAGAGGUUUCCCUCCCUCCAUGCAGCGUAGCACCCCAGGGCCCCAGUUUGGCCCCCAGCAGUCAGCACCACCCAUGUCCCCUCACCCAGCACCUGGGGGCCCCAUGCAUCACGGCUCCUACCAGCAGGGAGGCCCCUCCUACAGCCAAUAUGGACCCCCAGGUAACUUUCCCCGGCCCCCCCACUACGGUGGGGCCCCCAGUGCCAACUACAGCGGCCCCGGCCCGGGACCCGGUCUGGCUAAUAGCCUGGGGUUGAACGCCAGCAGUCCCAUGCACGGUCAGGGCCCCUCUACUCCGGCAGGUCGCGGACCCGGGCCCGGCGCAGGGGCCCGGCCUUACCCUGCCGGAGGCAGCGCCAUGGCCCCCACCUCCCCCGGUAUGCCACAGCCCGCUGGGCAGGGCAUGGGGCCCCCGGGGCCCAACGGCAGCCGCAAACCACCUGAGGUCGGCCCCAACGCCGGGCCGAGUGCCAACUCUUCCUCCACCGCCGUUGCUGCCGCCGCCGCUGCCGCCGCUGCUGCUGCUGCUGCUGCUGCUCAGGGCAGGCCUCCCUUUGCUCAUUCCCCCGUCUACCACAACCAGUCCUGGCCCGGGGGUCGACCUACCCUCUCUCCUACCCCUCACCCCUCUCAACCUCCUCACCCUCGCCACCAUCAUCCUCCUCCUCCUCCUCUUCCUCCUCAUCACCCUCAGCAGGGCUCCAAUUCUCAGCCCCAACCCGCCGUGCAGACCCCCCCUGAGCAUUAUGGGCAGGGCAGCUUCCCGGGCAUGGCACCAAUGGGAGGGAUGGGCCCUGGAGGCCCAGGAGGUCCAGGAGGUCCUGGAGGUCCCUUCAGCCAGCAACCAGGCAGCAACUCUGGGAGGAUGACGCCACAGGGACACCCCUACAAUGCCCCGUCCUCAGGCCCCAUGAUGAUGCCAGCGGACGGGAUGGGCGCUCAUCCAGAUGCCAAGCAGAGGAUGGAGCUCAGCAAAGAGGGCGUCGGUCCUGCCACUGAACCACCCAAACCCAAGGACAGCUACAGGUCUCAGUGUGUGUCCCAGCCCCCCACCCCCUCCCCCAUGUCCCCCAGCUCAGCUAGUCUGUCCUCCUGUCACGGGGAGGACAGUGAUAGCAUUAGCAGCCCUGCCUGGCCCAAGACACCGACCAGCCCCAAGCCCAGCGUGGCCACCAUGACCAACGAGAAGAUCACUCGGCUGUAUGAGAUGGGCUCCGAGCCGGAGCGGCGGCUGUGGGUGGAUCGCUACCUGUCCUUCAUGGAGGAGAGGGGGACGCCCGUCCCAAACCUCCCCGCUGUCGGCAAGAAGCCGCUGGACCUCUGCAGACUCUACCUGUCUGUCAGAGAGAUCGGAGGGCUGGCCAUGGUGAAUAAGAACAAGAAGUGGAGGGAGUUGUCGUCCCUGUUGAACGUGGGGACGUCCAGCAGCUCUGCCAGCUCUCUGAAGAAGCAGUACAUCCAGUACCUGUUCGCCUACGAGUGUAAGGUGGAGCGAGGGGAGGAGCCUCCACCUGAGGGCCUGGGGCCCGCAGGAGACGCUAAGAAACGUCCAUCACCCCAGACCAAAGUCCAGCCUCCCUCCCCAGCCAAUUCGGGCUCCCUGCAGGGCCCCAACACCCCUCAGUCCAGCAGCAGCUCCCUGACUGAGGCCCCCGGAGACCUGAAGCCCCCGACUCCAGCCUCCACCCCCCACAGCCAGAUGGGCCCACAGCCUGGAAACAGGAACAUGGGAGGAGUGAGCGUCCAGGACCCGUUCUCUGAAGGAAGCGAUCCAGCCUUCCACAACAAGCGAGGCCCGGGACCCGGCGGCACCCCCUACCAGCAGGGAGGAGGUCCUGCAGACCCCUCAAUGAGGAUGCAGUACGACGCCAACAAAGACCCGUUUGGAGGACAGAGGAAGGGUCCAGGACCCGGCGAGGCCUUUGGUCCUGGCCAGAUGCCCAGCGGUGCCAUGCAGGACAUGUACCCCCGCGGGCCGCCCUCGGGGCCCCUGACAGGGAUGGGCCCCAGGCCCCAGUACCCCUACGGCCCCGGCUUUGAGCGGAGACCGGACCAUGCGAUGGGGCCGGAGGGAGGAGGGCAGAACAGCAUGGGUCCCUCUGGAAACGAAGUCGGCAUGUAUCCCGCCAACAGAUACCCCCAUCAGAGGCACGGACACGACGGCUUCGGGCAGCAGUUUCCUCACAACAUGGCCUACGGUUCCCAUCAGCCCCUGUACUCUCAGCAGCAGGGCUACAAGCGUCCGAUGGAGGCGAUGUAUCCGCCCGCUAAGCGUCAUGAAGGCGAGGCGUUCGGCGUGCAGCAGUUCGCCUCCCAGCAGCCCGACAUGUUUGGCCCCUUCGGGGGAGGAGGAGCUGGCUACAUGGGCCCUGAGCGGCGGCCGGUCCAGGGCCAGUACCCGUAUCCAUACAACCGAGAACGCCAGGGCCCCCCGCAGCACAGCGUGAUGGGCCCAGGAGCUCCGGCGGUGUCCAGUGGACCCGGAGAGGGGCCACAGGCCAACAUGUGGCACCCCAGGACAGAUAUGGGCUUCCCAUACAGCCGGCAGGGCCAGGGGCCCCCCUACCCCGGCAUGGGCCGAGGGGACGACCAGGAGGGCAGGGCCCCCCAGGACAGCCAGUGGCCACCCAGUCACCCAGGGCAGCGCCAGCCACCGUACCCCCCCCACUCCUCAUCCGCCUCCUCUUCCUCCCCGUCCAUGCCCCCCCUCCCCUCCAGACAACCCCCCUCAUCCUUCCAGGCCACGCCCAUCGUCCCUAACCAUGUGACCCGCUCUCUCAGCCCCUCCUUUUUCCCCCGGCCCCUGGGGGGCUCCCUGUCCCCCAACAGCGCCCCUUACCUGCCCUCCAUCAAGAAGCCGGCCCCCAGUCCAGCACCCGGUCAGGGCCCGCCCCCCCUCCACAGAGACGUCAGCUUCCCCCCCGGCUGCACCGAAGCCACGCCUCCCAAACUGAAGCCACGACGCCGGCUCACCGCCAAGGACACGGGGACCCCGGAGGCUUGGCGGCUGAUGAUGUCACUGAAAUCUGGCCUAUUAGCAGAGAGCACCUGGGCUCUGGACACCAUCAACAUCCUGCUGUAUGACGACAGCACCGUGGGCUCCUUCAGCCUCACGCAGCUGCCCGGUUUCCUCGAGCUCAUCGUGGAGUUUUACCGUCGCUGCCUCAUCCAGAUCUUCGGCAUCCUAGGGGAGUACGAGGUGGGAACGGAGGGUCAGCGGACCCUGCUGGGACCCCUCCCAGACCCUCUCUUGGAGGAGGAGGCCCUCAAGGAGCCACCAGCCAAGUCUAACAGCCAAUCACAGGAAGAUAAGAGGAUAGCGAGGAGGCCGGCGGAGGAGAUGGAGGAGCUUCUCCUUCCCGCUGCACCCGCCAUCAGCACCGAGGAGACGAAAGACGCAGCCGCUGUUGUCAAGGAGGAGCCAGCGGAGCCUCGCCCCCAACAGGCCAGCAAGCACGACAAGCUGCCAAUCAGGGUGGAGGAGACGGGGGAGGAGUGGCAGCAGGUGGAGGAGCGCUGGGCCGAGCUCAGCCGCCCCAACGGCUUCAUCAGCGGCCUCCUGCACUGGAAGGCCGGAGGAGGAGACUCCACCACUCACAUCCAGACACACCUGGAGCCCCGAGUAGGAGGCUCCGCCCCCCCAGGCCCGCUGGAGAGAGAGGGGAGGGGGGGAGGAGAAGAGGGGAGGAGUCAGGAGAUGGGGGGAGGAGCUUCAGAGUGCAGAGGUCAGAGGUCACCGGCGUCUCAGAGUCCCAUCAGCCAGCUGGAGGACGAGCCUCGCUGCUGGGACGAGGCUCCGCUGUCCACCGCGGAGUCCUGGCAGGACUCGCUCACCAAACGCUGCGUCUGCAUCGCCAACAUCGUGCGCGGCCUCUCCUUCGUCCCCGGCAACGACGCCGACAUGUCGCAGCACCCCGGCCUGGUGCUGAUCCUGGGCCGGCUGGUUCUGCUGCACCACCACCACCCCCGCAGGAAACGGACGCUGCCCACCUACCAGCGGGAGGAGGAGCAGGGGCUGGCGUGCAGCCGGGACGAGUGGUGGUGGGACUGCCUGGUGGCGCUCAGGGAGAACACGCUGGUGACGCUCGCCAACAUCGCCGGCCAGCUGGACCUGUCGCAGUACCCCGAGAGCAUCUGCCUGCCCAUCCUGGACGGGCUGCUGCACUGGAUGGUGUGCCCGUCUGCCGAGGCCCAGGACCCGUUCUCCUCGGCGGGCGGCUUCUCCUCGCUCACGCCGCAGAGACUGGUGCUGGAGUGUCUGUGCAAGCUGAGCAUCCAGGACUGCAACGUGGACCUGCUGCUCGCCACCCCGCCCUUCAGCCGCCAGCAGAAGCUCUUCUCCACGCUGGUGCGCCUCGUGGGCGAGAGGAAGAGCCAGGUGUGUCGUGAGAUGGCGGUGGCCGUCCUGUCCAACCUGGCGCAGGGCGACCCUACAGCGGCGCGGACCAUCGCACUGCUGAAGGGCAGCGUGGGAACUCUGAUCGGCUUCCUGGAAGACAGCGUGGCCAUGGCUCAGUAUCAGCAGAACCCGCACAGCCUACUGCACGCCGCUUCGCCACACGAGCCACCCAGCAUCAACAUGAUGUGCCACGCUGCCAAGGCGCUGCUGGCCAUGGCGAGGGUGGAGGAGAACCGGACGGAGUUUGUUCUGUACGAGAGCCGGCUGCUGGACAUCUCGCUGUCAGCCGCGCUCAGCUCCUCGGUGGCAGCCAUCAUGUGUGAAGUACUCUUUAAGAUCGGCCGCUCGUGACACGAACACCGCCACGGAGCAUGCUCAGUGACGCUGGAAGCAGCUCUGCCCAUGUGACGAACUGGCUCCUAUUAUAUUUUUAUUUAAAGAACAGAACGCAAAGGUUUUUACAUACAAAUGAAUAUAUAUAGAAUAUAUAAAGUUCCUCGGCUCCAUCUGCAAAUGUUUAUUUGGGAUUUUUAAGUAAUUUUAAUACAAAAAUAUUUAAUACUUGUAUUUUUAAUUUUCUAUUCUUUUGUCAGUUUGUUUUUUUUGUUUUGUUUUAACCAAAGUGUGUGACGGUGGAGAACGCUCGGGUUCUGGCUCUUCGAUGUUUUUUAAACAGACGUGGUCGUUUCUUUAUGUUUGCGGGGCUGUUUUUUUGGGGGGGGGGCGGGGUUAGUUAGAUUCUGGGGGCGUGGUCAGAUUUAUUUAAAUAGUGACACAUGUUGUAGAUAGGCCUCUCUUUUCUCAUGUGGUGUGACAGAGAAAACACUGAUGUUCAGUCAUGUACUUUGUUCUGGUGCAAUAGGACUUCUCGGUUUGUUUUGGGGAUUUAAAUGUGAAUUAUUUGGCCAUCUGCAGUUUGACCAUCAGUAUUUUGCCGAACCACAGCAGUAUCCAGCGAAAAGGGGGCUGCGUCACUUUUUUUUCUGUUUUUUAAGAACUUUUUAUGUCUGCUCCACCAAUCAAAUCUAAAUUUCCCUCCACUGUCAUUGUCCUCCUGUAAAUAGAAGAUGUACAUUUGAGCUCCAGCAGGUGGUGUCAUGACUCUGACGGUAGCUGGAUAAUUAAUUAACGGUUGUCAUUUAUAAUCACAACUCUGCUCACCUGAAGAUUCAGUUUCUCUCUUCCCAGCAGGUGGAGACAUUUUCUUUUUCUGUAUUUAAAGUAAAAAAAAAAAAAAUCUCAGUUUCAGGAUGUUUUUUUUUGACAGAUGAUGUGGGUCUGAUUUGAUGGACUGUAUGUACAGGAGGUCGGGGUGCGGGACUGUACUCAUUGCUAACUGACACAACUUCAAAACAGUUAUAACAAAUGUAAAGAGAGAAAAAAAAAGAAAAUCUCUACAUCCAGAACGUCUCCUGUUUGAUUUGACCGUCUUGAGAUCUUCAAAUGUUCCACAACAUGUUAAAGAAUAAACGUACAUGAACUCUGGUUGAGCACUGUGAA
Molecule: messenger RNA, 10543 nt
Organism: Thunnus maccoyii (southern bluefin tuna)
Lineage: Eukaryota; Metazoa; Chordata; Actinopteri; Scombriformes; Scombridae
Gene: arid1b
Product: AT rich interactive domain 1B (SWI1-like)
Exons: 23
Coding region: 2729-9394 (2221 amino acids)
Biological process (GO): regulation of transcription by RNA polymerase II; positive regulation of DNA-templated transcription; chromatin remodeling
Cellular component (GO): nucleoplasm; nBAF complex; SWI/SNF complex
Molecular function (GO): DNA binding; nucleosome binding
Source: RefSeq, a predicted model, not a curated record